Phytophthora nicotianae INRA-310 is the source of this 1203-nucleotide messenger RNA. RefSeq lists its product as hypothetical. Lineage: Eukaryota; Oomycota; Peronosporomycetes; Peronosporales; Peronosporaceae. The coding region runs from base 118 to 999 and encodes 293 amino acids. The record is from RefSeq and is a predicted model, not a curated record. The transcript has a single exon.
UGUCGCCACACCUUCGCGGAAGCCAAAUCCCCAAAUGAUCCUGCCAUUUCAUUAGCCAUUUUGCCCUGUGGGGCGCACGCCGCAUCAGCCACAUCAACGUCUUCUCAUCAAGCAAGCAUGGCCGAGCCUGCGCUAGCGCUGGAUGAGGCUGCGCGGCUGGAACGCCGACGCAAGCAAUGCCGUGUGAGCCAGCGGCGCUACCGCGACAAGAAGAGCUCGACCGAGUACAAUCUCAAACUGGACAUCAACAGUCUGCGCGAGAGCGUGCAGUCGCUCAAGGGUCUGCGCGAAUUGCUGGAGACCAAGCUCUGGAGCUCCAAGCUCUCGCAGAAUGCUGCUGUCCUCAAGGCUGUGGAGCAGUACUACGCCGUGUUUGAACAAGGCCUACACAACCCAGAGGCCGGCGGCGAGAAUGUGCGCAAGUGCUUCGAGAUGCAGCUGGGCUUCCUCCGCGUAUUCCUACAUCCGAAUGUGACAUUCGGCGACGCGCAUGGACUGAGGGACCUGCUGGAGCAGUGGCACCGUUAUACGCAAUUCCACGCGUGGAUCGAGACUGGUUUCGUGUCGGCCGACGUCUACGGCUCCACGGACUCGCCGGUCGUCGUGGCAAAAGGCACGCUCACGGUGCUGAUGAACCGCGUGACGCUCGAGAAGAUAUUCCCGCGCGCGCUGGAGGAGCCGGAGCUUGCAACGCUGCUCAUGAACAACGUGGUCGAGUACCGGACGGCCACCACCUUCUCGUUCAAUGAACGCGGACAGGUCGAGCGCAUGGAAUGGGACGUGGAUUUCCUCGACGGUAUCAGCAAUCUGUUCGGAAGUGCGAUCGACGCGUCGCGAGUGCUGCAGGGCGCGCUGCUCAGAGAAGGUUCCAAACUCAGUGCGAGCGUAGAGGAUGAUACCUCGGACGGUCGGCGGCAGUGCAGCAUGGUGGAGCGCGAGCUGGGGAAGGCCCGGCCGGGCGACGGGUCGCGAGCGAGCUUGAGCUACAUCAUGACCUGAUUUGCUCGAAUCUUGUUAGGGACGCGCAAGUUGUUAGUAAAUCGUGUGUGGAUGUGAAAAAUUGUGACUGCCUUAAUAACUUUAGGAAAUGAAUAACGUCGAAGUGCCAUCUUAAAAAUGCUACGUGCUUAGUGGUUUGACAAAACCGUCGGACGUGCUGAUCAAAACAUCAAAACGGUAUCCUUCGUCAAUGUGGUUGCUGGA